This is a messenger RNA of Cylindrotheca closterium, 1401 nucleotides long. The record is from the annotation of a GenBank genome assembly. NCBI's taxonomy places the organism in Eukaryota, Bacillariophyta, Bacillariophyceae, Bacillariales, Bacillariaceae.
AUGGAAGAAGGUGACAACUCGGCCCCUGAAGAGUGGUACACUUACCAGCUAGGAGAUAGGAGUUUCAACAAGCUAGGAGAUGCCGCAAGUCACCCAGAAGCAGUCAAGAUAGCUACCCAUCUCCGCGUUGAAGCUUCCAGAGUUGCAUGCAAUUCCUUUUUUCGAUUCCACGCACUUUUCGCAGUGGAUUUGUUGCCCGGGCUUCAAGAGAUUGGAGACAGGGCCUUUCAAUACUGUUCAAAUUUGCAGUUUAUUUCCAUAUCAUCCUCGGUACGAGUGAUCGGAGAGCGGGCCUUCCAAGCGUGCUCAUCGUUGAGGACUGUUACCAUACCCAAGUCGACCUCCAUUAUUCGCUCUGCUGCCUUUGGCGAUUGCUCGGCACUGACAACCGUCAACCUGCCCAAGGAUGGCACUUUGGAGGUACUGGCGGACUUUUUGUUUUCGAAUUGUUCGGCUUUGAAGGUAAUACAUGUACCUUCCUCCGUCAAGCACAUUCGCAAAUGCGUCUUUUCGAAUUGCGAGGAGUUGGAAACGAUCGAGCUUCCUGUAGGUAUUCUGUCAAUCGGAAAGCGCUGUUUCUUUGAUGCAUGUAGUUUGGUGAAUAUCAUCAUCCCAUCGACUGUCGAUUGCAUUGAGGAUGAAUUGUUUGUGUAUGCGCAUGAAAUCCGAGCGGCGUUCCCACAUAUUUCAAAUGAUGACGAUGCUGGGAGACUCGCAGAAGACGAAGAUUAUGAAGAAGAUUAUGACGAAACCAAUACUGAUUUUGUGAAUGCCAUGAUGACGAGAUUUGACGAUCUUCCACUUCACACGAUGUGUUACUACCACACCUACUAUCCUAUCGAAAAGACAAUCAAUGAUAUACGCAAUGAAGUUCAAGACUGCGAUCGAGUCGACGUGUUCAAGUUCACGCCUGUGCAUGUUCUGGCGCUAUCCUCGGAACCGAAUGUGCAACUUUUCAAAGAGCUUGCAAGAUGUUCCGCUCCAAGCAUGUUCACGGCCAUGGACAAAUGGGGUAUGAGGCCCAUUGAAUAUUUGUUCAAAAGUAGAAUGCCCGGAGCAAAAGCAUCGGCCGACUUUUUGAUUCAAUACACUGUUGUGGAUCGAUCGCAAUGGCUCGGUCUUGACCGAUGGAGGACCGAUAUUGCGAAUCUAGUCGAUUUGCUGGACCUCAGUGACCAUAGUACUCAAGACGGACCAACCCUACGUUUGUACGGCUUGUUGGAAAAGUUGGAGCUAGUCGAAUCCACUUCGUUGGUGGAGACUGCCUUGUGGAAACUUCACAUUGAUAGAACGAAGAGUUCAUCUACCCCAAAUAAUGUUGAUCGAUCGGCUUGCAGGAUUAAUUGCGGAGCAGAGAUAAUCAUCAGAAAUGUUUUGCAGUUUCUCUUGGAUGAUGGCUGA